AUGACAAUAGAACGAGAAAUAGAUCUAAGUAGUAAGGCAAGGCACACCAGUCUAAGCGUUCUUACGGACAGCGCCGAUCCAGCCGAGCAUUUUUGCGUUCAGAUUCGACAUAAUUCGACAAUAGCGAUCGAGAUGGGUAUUUUGACGGAAAACUGCUCAGCAGUACGUGUGCCAGAGAACAGUCACGUGGGACAGGGAAGUGCCAAUCAAAGUAGGAACUUUGUCGCGCGACAAUUCAAAAGUAUUGAAAAUAUCAAUUGA
Molecule: messenger RNA, 261 nt
Organism: Cylicocyclus nassatus
Lineage: Eukaryota; Metazoa; Nematoda; Chromadorea; Rhabditida; Strongylidae
Source: the annotation of a GenBank genome assembly